This is a messenger RNA of Spinacia oleracea (spinach), 1596 nucleotides long. Its product is annotated as replication protein A 70 kDa DNA-binding subunit C-like. The record is from RefSeq and is a predicted model, not a curated record. Lineage: Eukaryota; Viridiplantae; Streptophyta; Magnoliopsida; Caryophyllales; Amaranthaceae. The transcript has 10 exons. The coding region runs from base 1 to 1596 and encodes 531 amino acids.
AUGGCCAAGAGUUUUACACCCAUACACACAAUUAAUCCUUCUAUAGAGAACAUAACGGUUCAAGCAAGGGUUAUCCGACUAUGGACCGUUCCUGCCUUCAAUAAUCCAAGUGAAACAAAUGCUAUUGAAAUGGUUUUACUAGAUGCAGAGGGAGGCAAGAUUCAAGCUUCUAUUAAAAAGUCUUUUAUCUCAAAAUGGCGGAAUGUUUUCCUCGAAGGACAAGCGUACAAUAUUUCGUAUUUUGGUGUUGGAAAGAAUGCUGGAGACUAUAAACCCACGAUGCAUCCAUACAAAAUUAACUUUAGAAUGUUUACUCAAGCUCAAGCCGUAGAAGUGGUUGCAUCGACCAUUCCUAUGGAUGGUUUUGAUUUUAAGUCUUAUGAAGCACUAAAGGAUCUAGACAACACUGUGUUAAUCGAUUGUAUCGGAUAUCUUUCUGAAAUAUUAUCAACUGAUCAAUUUAUUAGAGAUGGUAACCCCCAAAAAAUGCUCAAUAUUCAACUAGAGGAUUUGCAGAAAAAUUUCUUGAGUUGCACUUUGUGGAAUCAAUAUGCUGAUCAAUUGACAGAAUAUUUAUCUAAUCAUCCAAAUUGUCAAGUUUUUAUUGCCAUCCAGUAUGCAAAAAUCAAGACUUUUCAUGGUGUUGUUGGAAUAUCGAGUUCCCUAUUUGUGACUGGACUCCAUAUAAAUUCUGAAAUUGCAGAGAUAAAUGAUUUUAAAAAGAGAUUUGGGGGUGAAGGAAAGACUUCUUCAGAAAUGGUGGAACAAAUAAGUAGUCACAUCUCUCAGAAAAAUGAAAACGAGUUCCUGAAAAAAUCGGAGAGGAAACAUGUUGAUGAGAUUCUUGAAAUGCAGGAGGUUUGCAACUGUGUGACAUUAGCCACAAUCGACUCUAUUGAGCUUGAGAAUGGUUGGUUCUACCUUGCAUGUAAGAAAGACUACAAGAAAGUUCAAGAUCAAAAAAUUGAUGAGCUAACUAAGUUUUGGUGCGAAAAGUGCAAUAAUUAUGUAGAGCCUGUUCCAAGGUUCAAACUUCAAGUAAGGGUGAUGGAUGAAUCAGGAAGUGCUUCAUUUGUUAUUUUUGAUCGCGAGGUGGUACAAAUCUUAGGAAAGUCUGCAUUACAUAUAAGAGAAUGCCAAAUUAAGGAUGGCAAUAAGGAUGACAAUGACGAUUCAGUGCCUAAAGAUUUAAAAGAACUACUGGACCAGAAGUUUUUAUUUAAAGUUAAAGUUACAGAUUAUAACCUUAAGCAAAGCUGCCCAUUAUUCACAGUAACAAAGAUGUCUGAUGAUGUAGACCUUAUAAAGACAUUCCAAGAUGUAGAGGGUCCUAAUGAGGUUAUAGAGCAUGAAGAACAACUAGAUGUGACUUCAAAAUCUGUCAACCAUUGCAAGAAUACUAACACAAAGAAGAAUGUACUCAACAAUGACAAUGAGAAUAUGGAUGACAAUUGUGAGGAACUUUGUAUCACUCCAAACCAUAAAAGAAGCUUUGAAGAGUUGGGGUGGACAAGCUCGGAAGGGCAUAUUACAUCAUCUGAGUUUUCUACUAAUAAAACUCAGCGAAAGAUUGUCGUCAAAAAAGAAAAGGACUAA